Messenger RNA from Didymodactylos carnosus, 1972 nucleotides. The record is from the annotation of a GenBank genome assembly. Lineage: Eukaryota; Metazoa; Rotifera; Eurotatoria; Philodinida; Philodinidae.
AUGAAACUAGCCAAGAACAUUUUAAAAUGCAACAGAAAUCUCGUUUUGAGUCAACGUUCAUUGGCAACUUCCCAAAAAACAUUAGCAGCACAAACGAUUACAGUCCGUGAAGCUAUUACAAAUGCCAUGGACGAAGAAAUUGGACGUGAUGAACGUGUAUUUUUGAUCGGCGAAGAAGUUGCUCAGUAUGAUGGAGCUUACAAAAUGUCAAAAGGCCUGUGGAAAAAGUAUGGUGAUAAACGUGUUGUUGAUACACCAAUUACUGAAAUGGGAUUUGCUGGCAUAGCUGUUGGAGCUGCAAUGGUUAAAGUUCCGAUUGUGUUUCGCGGACCAAAUGGCGCUGCGAUGGGUGUGGGGGCUCAGCAUUCUCAGGAAUAUGCGUCAUGGUAUAGUCAGUGUCCUGGACUCAAAGUUGUUUCACCAUACUCAGCGGAAGAUUGUCGAGGACUAUUAAAAGCAGCUAUCAGAGACGAUGAUCCAGUUGUAUUCUUAGAAAACGAACUUGUUUAUGGCUCACAAUUUCCUAUAUCAGAAGAAGCACUAUCUCCUGACUUCGUGUUACCAAUUGGAAAAGGAAAAAUUGAGCGAGAAGGAAAGAAUGUCACACUUGUUUCACAUUCAAAAGGUGUUCAUCUGUGUCUGGAAACUGCCAAAGAAUUAGAACAAAGUGGCAUCGAUUGCGAAGUAAUUAAUCUUCGUUCACUUCGUCCGCUCGAUGAAGACUUGAUUAAAAAUUCAGUUAAAAAAACACAUCAUCUUGUGACAGUUGAACUGGGAUGGCCACAAUGCAGUAUUGGAGCUGAAAUUAUUUCAAGGAUAUGUGAAAGUGAUGCAUUUGAUUAUCUUGACUCGGCACCAUUACGUGUGACUGGAGCAGACGUACCAUUACCAUAUGCAAAAACUCUUGAACAAAACUCGUUGCCACAAGUGGCAAAUGUGAUUAAGUCAAUCAAAAAAGUGUUAAAUAAGUAAAAGUCAAAUAUUAUCAUCUUUCUUCUUUAACAACAAUAAGAAGAAAAAAAACGUUUUGUCUGUUGUUCGGUGAGAAGAAAACAAGUAAAUAUUCCAUUCAUUUUUCCACUAGUUUAUUUUGCUCAUUUUUUGUGUCCGGUUGAAAUAGAUUGUAGACGUUUUUAACUUUCGUUUUUUUAGGAUAAAAUUAGGAGAACUUCAAUUGUAAACUAUUAUUGUUGUCUUUUUGUCUAGACGACCUCCCAUGCAAGUGUUUGACAGUGAUUAAAAGCUAAUAGAUUAAACUUGUGAUAAGCUUAUUUUUUUUUUUUAUUCUGUUUUGAACAAAAACAAAAAAGUACUUUUGGAUCUAUGGAAUAAUAAAUCGUAAUUACGCUGGUGUAUGUCGAUACGAUAUAUAGCCAUACAGAGAUGGACUUAAUGUUCGAGUUGUUAAGGAUAUACAUAUAUGAGGAUAAGUGUAUGACCAUCAAGAACAUCAAAUUCGUAUUAUCGAAAACAUGUAACUGCAACACCUGUUCAAGCACUUGGUAAAGAAAGGUGUUGUGACCAGUGUGGAAAACUUCGAUUAUAAGAACAAGCUUCAAAGUGAUAGAUCAUCUAUGGAAAACUGUCCACUAAUCUUCUUACUCCUAAACGUCAGGAAGGGUAUUGGAGGAAAUAGUCUUUCGCAGACUAGCAUCUUGUCUUACUUUAAACAACUUUUUUUCGUCGUCAAAAUAUGAAUUUUGGGGAACCAUUGACCGUAGACGUCUUGAUAUAUGCCAUCUAUGGUCAUGCCAUUAGAGACAAAAGUUACAAUGUAAAGAUCUCGGUCGGAUUCCAUGAAAGCAUUCAGCCGAUUUAGUCAUUUCUUACUUCUAACAACGUUACACACCUACAUAAAUCGUACAUUUGAUACUACUGGAAUUAUCGUACUUAGCGAUAUCUUGCAAGACUUUGUCAAAUUUUAUGGUAUCUUGAGAAAAAAAUAACAGCUGCUGAGAUAUUGUAAGAUCUA